This is a messenger RNA of Drosophila montana, 3379 nucleotides long. It is a transcript of the gene botv, whose product is annotated as exostosin like glycosyltransferase 3. The coding region runs from base 119 to 3052 and encodes 977 amino acids. The record is from RefSeq and is a predicted model, not a curated record. Gene Ontology annotation, molecular function: glycosyltransferase activity. The transcript has 3 exons. Lineage: Eukaryota; Metazoa; Arthropoda; Insecta; Diptera; Drosophilidae. Gene Ontology annotation, cellular component: membrane.
GAUGAGUUCGAUAUAUUUAGACAGUGCUUUUAACUAUGUUUAGUGCAAUGUUUUGAUAAAAGCAAACAAUUUGCAUUUGCAAAGCUAAUAAUUUCCAACUGAAAGUGGAAACAGCAAAAUGUCGCUAUCCUUUGAUCUGGAUAGCACCAAUGCCUAUCAAAGCAUAUCACAGGACUGCAGCGAUAUGGAUAAAAAUCUGUCAAAAUCCAUACCACCAGCAGCAUCAACGCAUCUAAGAUACAGCAUGAGCGCUGUCUGGAUGCGACAGUGUCGUCUUUACAAGUUUACGAUCCUAAUAUUGCUUCUAUUGGUGCUGCUGCCUUUGUUAGCGCAUCGCAAGUUGCUUAAUGCUGAGCUGGAUACACCGCCGACAGAUGUGCAUCGCACUCGACCGCUGCUGGACGCCUAUGAGGAUUUUAGUGCCAUGCGGGCGAGCGAUCUGAAGAUGCGCAUUGAAGAAAUGCUGAGAAUUAAGAGCACCGUAUCUGUGGAGCUGCGUGAACUAGAAUCUCGUCGUCAAAAACUUCAAUCGGACAUCAGCCAGUACAACCAGAAGAUCGAGGAACUGAAGCAGGAGCUGUUACGGGAACAGACUGAACUUGAGCGUCUGAAAAUCUCUGUGGAGCAGGCUCAGGUGGCGCAACAGGAAGCCGUUCAACGCAACACUCCAGAAUUAGCCUUGCCACGCACACUACUACCCAGCUCUCUUCCGCGCAAGAUGAACGCAGUCAGCAAAGGCAUUGCAGCUGUCUGUGAGAUGCACAAUUGCUUUGAUCAUUCGCGCUGCAGUCUUACCUCCGGUUUUCCAGUCUACCUUUACGAUCCAGACGUUUACAACGUGCAACGUGCGGGUUACGACAUCGAUGGCUUUUUGAAGACCACUCUAAAACAAACUUUAGGCUACAAUGCGCACAUCGUGCGAGAUCCCAAACUGGCCUGUAUUUACCUUGUACUAGUGGGUGAAGCUCUUUUAGAGCAAGAUCUUCUGCGCAACAACCGCUAUGCAGCACAAGAGGUCGCACACCAGCCGCAGCAUUCGACAGCCGCAAAUGACGCCGUAAGCUCGCCCAUCGAUAUGCAAAAGCUGUACCAGCUGCCAUAUUGGGGAGGCGAUGGACGCAAUCAUGUACUGUUGAAUCUUGCGCGCCGCGACUUAAAUUCAGCACGCACCAAUCCGCUGCUUCAGCAGAAUACCAUGCGUGCCAUCAUCGUACAGAGCUCUUUUGAACGUGAUCAGUUCCGACCCGGCUAUGAUCUGAUUGUGCCGCCCAUUCUGGGCCCUCCAGGUGGCGAUGUCUGGCAGGAAUGCGCCAGUAUGGUGCCAGCUCGACGAAAGUUUUUACUGACGUUCCAGGGGGAGCUGCGACCGACACAAUUCCCGCAAUUAGCAGUCCAGUCGCUGGAUGACUUUAUUAUCGAUCAUCUCAAUGAUAUGUCACGCACCGCCACACAGGAUCACUUUCAGCUACAAUUCCAAUGCGUGCCUGCAACAGAGCAACAGGAAGCGGAUACCUUAGGCGAUUGGACGCUUUGCGGCUCUGACUCUUCGCGCAAGCAGCUACUCAAGGACUCUACAUAUGUGCUGAUCUUGCCUCCAUUGGGCCAGCGCGUUAGUUCCACGCUGAUGUUGGCGCGUCUCUACGAAGCGCUGCGCUCGGGCGCUGUUCCUGUCAUCCUGGGCGCUGAUGAACUGCGCUUGCCAUAUGCUGAGACGAUUGACUGGCGCCGUGCUGCACUUUUACUGCCAAAGGCACGCAUAACGGAAUUGCAUUUUUUGUUGCGGGCUGUCCAGGAUGCGGAUUUACUGCAAUUACGUCGCCAGGGCCGUUUAAUUUGGGAACGCUAUCUUAGCUCGGUGCAAGCCACUGUGGACACUGUAAUAGCCAGUAUGCGCGAUCGACUGGGAAUACCGCCACGUCCGGUGCCACCAGUUGUUGCCCAGAGCGUUUUCAAUAACACUUUUAUACCUCUGAAAUCGGAGCCGCCUGUGGGAAUGGAUACGGAGCCGGAGGAGUCCCUGGGCCCAAUUGAGCCGCCGUAUCCGAGUCCAUCUUUCCGACGCAACUAUACAAUUUUUCGCAUUCAAUCAAAAGAAGCUUGGAAUGAUUGGAUGGAUCCAUUUUUCUUGUAUCCGCAACUUCCCUUUGAUCCGGCUCUACCAUCCGAGGCGAAGUUCAUGGGCUCUCACACAGGCUUCCGACCCAUUGGCAAAGGGAUUGGCGGAGCUGGAAAGGAAUUCAGUGAAGCACUGGGUGGUAAUUACCCGCGCGAACAAUUCACCAUUGUUAUCCUUACCUACGAACGUGAGCAGGUGCUAAUGGACUCGUUGGGUCGCCUCUACGGACUGCCAUAUCUGCAUAAAGUGGUCGUCGUGUGGAACUCGCCUAAGCCGCCUUUGGAUGACCUACGCUGGCCUGAUAUAGGUGUGCCUGUUGCCGUGGUGCGAGCCCCACGCAACUCUCUCAACAAUCGCUUCCUUCCGUUCGAUGUUAUUGAAACAGAAGCAGUUCUCUCAGUGGAUGACGACGCCCAUUUGCGGCAUGACGAGAUUCUAUUUGGCUUUCGCGUGUGGCGAGAGCAUCGCGAUCGGGUCGUCGGUUUCCCGGGUCGCUACCACGCCUGGGAUCUUAGCAGCAAUAACAUGUGGCACUACAACUCAAACUAUAGUUGUGAGCUGAGCAUGGUGCUCACGGGCGCCGCCUUCAUUCACAAGUACUAUAUGUUCCUGUACACCUAUCACCUGCCGCAGGCCAUACGCGACAAGGUGGAUGAGUAUAUGAAUUGCGAGGAUAUCGCCAUGAAUUUUCUCGUUUCCCAUCUGACGCGCCGUCCGCCCGUUAAGGUAACCUCGCGCUGGACCUUCCGCUGCCCCGGCUGUCCGGUGUCCCUUAGCGAGGACGACACACAUUUUCAGGAGCGUCAUAAGUGCAUAAAUUUCUUUAGCCAGGUCUUUGGCUACACACCGUUGCUUAACACGCAAUAUCGUGCCGACUCCAUACUCUUUAAGACGCGAAUUCCGCACGACAAGCAGAAAUGCUUCAAGUACAUCUAGAUUCGAGACUCCACAGCGGGCGUACUUAUGCCUAAUCCUUUUUACUAUAUUUUAGCUGGUAAGUAUCUAGUUAACAAUACAACUGAUCAAGCCAUCAGUAAGUGGCUAUAACAUGCGUAAUUGUGAGAUUAUCGAAAUGGUAUAUGUAAAUACAUUAUAUAGCUGCCAUGAAUAUGAAUAUGGAAUUUGAAUUCAUAUUUGUUUUAGCUUCGGCUAGUCGAACAGAGGUUCCCAAAGAGUUUGUAAGAUUUUUAAUGUUAAGUUCUGUCCAAGUCAGAGAUGACAUUGUAUAUACGGUCGAAUAAAAUAUAAUUGUUUAUUUACGCA